CUAAACCGCGAAUAUGCAGGUUUCCCCAUGGCCUCCCCAUUCCAUUGCGAGCUCCCUGAGAACAGGGAAAGGUAUCCCCCCCUCUCAGUCUGGGGGCUCUCCCAGAACGAGAAAGCGAUUUCCUCAAACGAGUAGCUGCUCUUUGAGGGCCUGGACUUGUUAUCUCCACCAUCAGGCUGAGAUUCUUUCUGAGGGUGGAAGUGCUUAGAAUGGGUGAGGUUGUGCCUCCUCCAUCGUACCAGGAGAUAUCCCAGUGAGUGCGUGUGGGGUGGAGGAAAGUGGGUUUCCUGUUUGAAAUUAUCGUCUCUCCGACCCAGUCCCGGAGCCCAGCAAGCUCCGAUAGCUGUUCCACCCUCAAGCUCAUCUCCAGCCGGUCGGCUCUAAGUUCUGCGAGCUCAGCUACCCAACGUGUUCUCCGAGGGGGCGAGCCAAGGCCGCUUCCGCCCUCUUCCAAGAUGUCCACCGCCGCCUCUGUGACAGGCCUGACCACGUGAGCAGCCUCGCCUAUGAGGUCGCCGGGGCUGUGACGGCGAUUGUCCCUUCUCGGGCCCCGCCAGUGAGCGACUGCCCUUGUCAACCGGAGCCUGAGCGAUCAUGGCAACCGGCUCGGGAGGGGAGCGCGCGGCAGCGACGGCAGCGACGGCAGUUUGGUCGGGGGCCGGGGCGGCGGAGCGGCGGCGGCGGCGGUUCCGUCACUGGCGUUGGCACCAGCCCUGAGGGCCAUGCUGCGGGGCAGUCCCGAGAGGGAGUUGGCGGCCUGGUGGGAGGCGGAGGCCGUGGCCGCGACCAAAGCGCAGGCGGUGAAGGAGCAGGUCCGCGUGGACCCGGGCGCGGCCGGGGAACCGGAGCGCAAGGCGGGGGAGGAGCAGCCCAAGGAGCCGGUCCCGGCGACACCCUGCGCGGCCGAGGAAGGUGACGCUCGCAUUCCCCCGCGGCCGCCGCCCACGCUGCCCGUGUCCCUGGCGAAGCCGGAGCCGGCGUCUGGUCUCUGCCCGCACGGGAAGUCUAGGAUCAAGGGCCGCAGCUGCAAGCGGAGCUCGGGCCAGCCCGACGAGUACUGCUCUCUGCGGCCGGUCACCGUGGACAGCUCCAAGGCCAGGACCUCCCUGGACGCCCUGAAGAUCAGCAUCCGCCAGCUCAGGUGGAAGGAGUUCCCAUUUGGCCGACGCUUGCCUUGUGACAUCUACUGGCAUGGAGUUUCAUUUCACGACAAUGACAUAUUCUCCGGUCAAGUGAACAAGUUUCCAGGCAUGACGGAGAUGGUGCGGAAAAUUACACUGAGCAGAGCUGUGAGAAUCAUGCAGAAUCUCUUUCCAGAGGAGUACAACUUCUACCCUCGCUCAUGGAUUCUGCCUGACGAGUUCCAGCUCUUUGUGGCUCAGGUUCGAAUGGUGAAAGAUGGGGACCCCUCCUGGAAGCCCACUUUUAUCGUGAAGCCUGACAGUGGUUGUCAGGGAGACGGGAUCUACCUCAUCAAAGACCCCAGUGACAUCCGCCUGUCGGGGACGCUCCAGAGCAGGCCGGCGGUGGUCCAGGAAUACAUCUGCAAGCCCCUGCUCAUCGACAAACUCAAGUUCGACAUCCGUCUGUAUGUCCUACUAAAGUCUCUAGAGCCCUUAGAGAUCUACAUAGCCAAAGACGGACUAUCUCGGUUUUGUACAGAGCCGUACCAAGAGCCCAGCCCCAAAAACCUGCACCACAUCUUCAUGCAUUUGACCAACUACUCCCUGAACAUACACAGCGGGAACUUCAUCCAUUCGGACAGUACUAGCACAGGCAGCAAAAGGACUUUUUCUAGCAUUCUCUAUAGGUUGUCCUCCAAGGGUGUUGACAUCAAGAAGGUCUGGUCCGAUAUCAUCUCCUUGGUGAUCAAGACCGUCAUUGCCCUGACCCCAGAACUCAAAGUGUUCUACCAGUCGGACAUCCCCGCAGGGAGGCCAGGCCCCACCUGCUUCCAGAUUUUAGGCUUUGACAUUCUUCUCAUGAAAAAUCUGAAGCCUAUACUACUUGAAGUAAAUGCAAAUCCCAGCAUGAGAAUUGAACACGAGCAAGAACUCUCUCCAGGGGUGUUUGAGAACGUCCCCAGUCUUGUUGAUGAAGAAGUGAAAGUGGCCGUGAUCAGAGACACUCUGCGUCUCAUGGACCCACUUAAAAAGAAAAGAGAGAGCCAGUCUCAGCUGCUGGGAAAGCCAUUAGCCUCAAAAGAAAAUCCUCCACACAGCGAUCUGGCCAGCGCCUCACGGGGCAACGCCAACCCCGACGCCCACCUGCCCUCCAUCUGCCUCAAGCAGGUGUUCCCCAAGUAUGCAAAGCAGUUCAACUACCUGCGCCUGGUGGACAGGAUGGCAAACCUGUUUAUUCGCUUCCUGGGGAUCAAGGGGACGAUGAAGUUGGGACCAACAGGCUUCCGUACCUUCAUCAGGUCAGUGAGACCAGCCCCCUCUGGCUGGGGUUCAGGCAGCCUGGAGACCAGCCCGACCUCUGGCUGGCCCCUUCUCCCUGACUGCCCCUGGGAGAAUCUGUGAUGCCAGAUUGGGCCCCGCUGGGCUGGGAUUGGCCCAGCAGCUGGCACUGGGCCUGGCAUAUAGUACACUCUUGUUCACUUAACGAAUUAACGAAUGCUACAGAUGUGACAGCAUUCACAACCUUGUGCUUGUGGUUAAAAGACAAUUCUGUGCUACCUUGAGCAGGAUCCUGAGACCGGAGAUGAAUAAUUGCCCCUUGGACUCAGACAGACCUCAUGCUUCCUAAACUGGGUGAAGUCCUCCCAGGAGUGCAUGGCUGAGCGCUGAGUGUUUAUGAAGCUACAGCAGAGAAGCAGGGCCUAUCUUUCCAAAGUGUCAUUUUCAGGAGAGAAAAGUUAAAUAAUUCAGUUGAUAAAUAAUUUAAUACAUUUAUUCUAGCAUAAAAAUAAUGUGGUUAUAUUAUGAAGUAUAAUACAAAAUUUGCAUGAAGCACAAGACAAAGAAACUGUUUUUGCUACAUCCUACAAAAUAGGCCAUUGCCCCCUAACCUCCUAAGAUUAUUCAUUAACUUGCCUCUACCCUCUAGGGCACUUUGAGGGCAGUACAGUAGCACUUAUUAGCUGUGUGACUUUGGGUAAGUUAAUGACGGUCUCUGAACUUCGAUGGUCCUAGAAAAUGGGGAUGAAGCUACCAGGCCCUAGGAUUGUAUGUUAUACAUCUAGAGAAACUAUCUGCUAGUGUUCAAUGCUGCUGCUGUUCCUCUCAUCAUUGGUUUUAAUAUUUCUAUCUAGUAACUCAAAGUUACCCUCUUCAUAGUUUUAUUCAUGAAGGCAAAUAAUUAGAAGUCUGGAAUUGGAAACCACUUUGUCAUGUGCUUUUCUGUAAGUGAAUUUUAUAAAUUCUAACUCUAGCCCUCUGAUACUCCUGAUAGGAUAGCAUGUGGAAGUAUCAGCAGGAAUUUGUGCCAUCUCAAUAAACCUGAAGUCAUAUUCGCACAGUGAUUCUGAAAAGGACUUUGUGUUAGUUUCAGGUGGAAAGAAAGCCCAGUGGAAAGGACACAGGCUUUGGGGUUUGGCUUCAGAGCCAAGCACAUUACUUAAUAGCUAUGUGGCUUUGAGCAAAUCCCUUGUCUUCUCUGAGUCUCAGUUCUCUCAUCUGUAAAAUGGUAAUCAUCUCUCCCGCCUCACAGGGUUGUUAUGAGGUUGGGAUGUAUUAUAUCAUAAAGGAUCUGGCCCACUGCCUGGUUUACAGGAGCUGUUUGUGAAAUGGGAGGCUUGUGGUUAUUAUUUCCAUGAGGCAGAGGGAAUUUUCAAGAAAGUCAACAGGCAUGUACUGUUACUUCCCUGAGAAAACUACCUAACGUGAUACUCCCUGACUCAGUUAGGAACUACAUUUGACUUGUAGGAAUAGAUACCCAUCUACAGGUGGUUUAAUAGUGAGACUAAUUUUCUCUCAUUUAACAGGAAGCUUGGCAGUGGGGCUUCUAGGGCUGGAUAAUGACUCUGAAAUAUGAUCAACUCCCCAAUUUCUGUCUUUCUGCCUACCCAUCCUGAGCGUAUGCUUCAAGCUUCAGAGUUGCCUUACGGUUACAAGAUGGCUGCUCAAAAUCCAGCCACUAUGGUCGAAUACCAGGCAGGAAAAAGGAGGAAGGACGGAAGAGCAAAAGACAUCAGUCAGAUGCUUCCUUUUAUUUCCUAGUGUCAAUAUAAUUCUAUUAAGCUGUGAGAGAGCAGGGGAGAUUUGAAAAGAUUACAUACUACAAGAAUCACAUCUCGGUUGCCUGGCGGAUGGGGUUGGGGGAGGGUGCAGGCAGGAAGGAUAAACAAGCCAGAGGGUGGGAUCUACAAGGAUGAGGAGGGCAGAACUGUGGCAAAAAGAAAGGUUGUUGGGGAACAGUACCACUGGAGCUUUUGGUUUUUCUAGAGAAGCUAGAAAUACCAAUUUUUAUGUAAAAUCUCAAUGCAUGUAUAUACAGAAUGUUGGUGAUUCAGAAAAUUAUUUGGGGUGCAGUCAAAGCGUGACUGCCCAUCAAGUCCUCCAGUGUGUGACCUGUGAGAGGCUGAGGCAUAUAUUAAGAGCACUGCUAUUCUUAUAUACAAUCUGGAAAAGGAAAUUCUUGAAAAGAUUUGAGAACCAUUCUAGCAAAGAAGGUUCUUAAAAGGCAGUCAGACGGGAACUGGAUGAUAUCAGGGAUAUUGCUAGAACUCUGUCUCUGUGUGAGAGGCUUUAUGAUUCUUCCAUCCCUUUGUUCUCUAAUUAAGAGUGUUUGCAUGAAAAACUUGAAUACGUGAUGUUAGCGACUAGUGGGUCCUGCAGCCAUCGUUCCCAAUCUGUGGCCGAGUACCGUUAGUGGGAGCCGUGGUGACCGUGACAAGUGCGAUGUUUCCAGGGGCAGAAGAGGCGGCUGAAGCAGAAGGACCCAGACAGCGAGCCCCUCUCCCCGCCCUUGGCACCUCGCCCGGCAAGUGUCCUGGGUAAUCAGGGAUGAAGGAAGACACUCAGAACGCAUUGCACAACGGUUAAUACAUUUCUCCUUUAAAAUGUACUAAGACAUCCCAACAGCAACUUUGUCGUAAAAGGUGAUCUUCUCGGCUUUCAGAUUUGUAUCUGAAUAUAUUCCGUCUUGCCAGCCAAAUUUGACAGUGAGCGUUUUCUCUUGCUAACAACUAUUCUCUCUCUCUUUUCCACUUGGGUUUAAAUUUCGCUUCAUUAUGAAUUGAUAAUAUUUGUGCCAUAUGUUAAAUCAAACCAAGUGCCCUUCUCCGGAGCACCAUGCUAGAGACAUAUUUGCUGGCUAGAGAACCUCCUCUCUGAGCUCCCACACAAACGGCAGAAGUUGAACUUGGGUUUCAUGGGUCCUACCCACUCUUCCUCUCCAAGUUCCUGGAAGAGAACUGGAGGGAACAAAAUAAUAAACAUUGCGAUUGAAUUUAUUUCCAGUGACCAUCUCUCACAAUGUGUUGCAUAGAUCAGCAGUUUUAGGAGUGAAUUAUGCUAAUGCAAGUCUGGCCAUAUUCUAUUUUUCUUUUCCACCAAGAAAUGAGAAAUAAUGAACUGUCGUCCUCUUGUCUAGAGUUAACUCUAUCUAACCAGCUUGUCAUGUCAUUUCCUCAGGAGGCACAUAACAGUAGCAAGUAUCACCAUGAAUUAAGCAUCUUUUUGUUUUUUUAAUUUCAUGAUAAUUGCUGAGGUGUGGAGACAUCUCUUUUUCUGAGAAAUGGAAAUGAUCUGCUCCUUCAGUUUGACAGCUUUCUCUGAGGGAAACACAUUUUUGUUAUUUUCCUCCCAUUGCGUUCCUCAUUUGGGGAGCUUUCUGUGUAAUUCACUAAGAACACGUUUCCCAGACGUAUCCUCCAUCGGAAUCUGACAUCAGUUGGCACAGGCUGCAGUUUCCAUUUCCGCAGCCCGAAGAUGAAGCGGUUUGCCAAAACCGGAGUUUAUUUCUAGAAAAUGGAGGCAGCUUCUCCACACCUCGAGUGUUCGCUUCACGCCCGGCCAUUCUGCCUGGAGACCCCCCACUCCGCUCCUCUGUGGUUUCUAAUCCCAGGCACCUUCUAAAUUAGAAAACGGCUUUCUCUUUUGCCUUUUUUUCCCUCCUUCCGCUGCCUUUUCUCGUAAGGAGAUAUUAAUAUGCUUCCUAAUGUGUAGCUGUGGGGGGGGGGGGGUGGUUUCUUCUCUGAGAGGCAGCAGGCUGUGUGAGAAUGUUCUGGAACAGAAGUGUCAAGGGGCCCUGCCUCCCCCUCUGUCAUUAACUCCUCAGUGACUUUGAAAAUUUCCUCUGUUCCUGUGAUGAUUUCUUUCCAGUAAUAUCAUGAGAUGUUAUGCCUGGGAUAUCAAUAGCCUUUAAAAAUAGAUAAGUUAUAAACCAAAGUUGUCUUUUCCAAUCCCCACCAGCCAAGAUGUUUAGGUAGUGUUAAUUUUUUUCUUAUUUAAACAACUACUGAUUAUUUGUUAACUUUCACCUUACAGAAAGCUCUCCAGGAAAAAA
This is a messenger RNA of Odocoileus virginianus texanus, 6453 nucleotides long. NCBI's taxonomy places the organism in Eukaryota, Metazoa, Chordata, Mammalia, Artiodactyla, Cervidae. The record is from RefSeq and is a predicted model, not a curated record.